AUGGUUCUUGUUGAAGACGUUACAUCCAAUGCAUCAUCAAAUGCAAAUUCUAAUAAUGAUAGUACAUCUAAUUCAACUUCUCCACCUCCGAGAAGUACAACUCAAACUCCUCCACGUUCAACACCGUCAUCUCCAUCGUUGAUCAAUGUUUUAUUAGAACGAAAAACGGAUGCAGUCUUACUAUUAUCGCGUUUAGCAACAAUAUUCUUUACAUUAAUGUAUAUCUUACCAUUUGCUCGUACAAGUGCGGACGCAAAUGUUUACUAUACGAAAGCGUUGCUUGCCUCGGCUGUCACAUCAGCCUUACGCUUACGACAACGAAUUCCAGGAUUUCAAUUAUCGCGUGAAUUCUUUGCUAAUGUAAUCCGUGAAGAUAGUGCACAUUAUUUAAUGUAUUCAUUUCUAUUUCUGAGUGGCUCAGCGAUGACAAUCGUGCUCAUACCUAUUUCAACAUACGCUGUCUUACAUUCAUGUUCAUUUUUAGCACAAAUUUUAACAAGUUAUCCAUUCAUUAAGCCUAAACUUGAUCGCAUAACAGAAAAUCAUGCCAAUUUACUUCGUUUUGUUGCAUUAAAUGAAAUUAUUCUUAUGCCAUUAUUGAUUCUCUCGAUUUUUGUUGCACGUUCAAAUUUCCUAUUGAUCUUUAUGUAUUAUCGAUUUUUAACAUUACGCUACGCAUCACAUCGCAAUCCAUACACGCGCACAUUAUUUUAUGAACUUCGUCAAACUGUUGAGCAUCUAUGCAGUCGGCCCAAUUGCCCACCAUUCAUCGCUCGACUUUGUUAUAAUGCAAUAGCUUUCGUCAAUCGUUUAGCACCAGUGGUAAAUUAG
Molecule: messenger RNA, 831 nt
Organism: Adineta ricciae
Lineage: Eukaryota; Metazoa; Rotifera; Eurotatoria; Adinetida; Adinetidae
Source: the annotation of a GenBank genome assembly